UUUCUAGCAGUUUCCCCAUGAAAGUGACAGUGAGAGAGGUUUUUUUCAACAGAGAAUUUGCAGGAUCUCAGAAAAUACCAAUUUUAGUUAAUUUCCGUGCCAGAUUUAUUGCCAAAAAUACUAGAAAUACUUUCAUUUGGUGCAUAAGUAAUGGCCACGACAAAAAUGAGAAGUCUGGGUAGUGGGUGUCUCAGUCAAAUCACAACAAUCUUCCUUGAUUUGGACAAUACACUCAUUCCCACAAGAAAGGCAGAUGCGAAAGCCUGCAACAAGCUCGUAGAUUUCCUUCAGGAGGAACAUGGGAUGAGCCGUGAGGCUGCUCUUGUGUCCACCUCAACGUUUCUACGUACUUUUCGUCGCUGUCCAGACAAUGAGGAGCUUCCGCUUGAAGAAUGGCGCUGCCAUUUGUGGUCAGAGGCCCUUCCGGAACCUUUCAAAUGUCUCAGUAGCGAAGUGUACCGUACAUGGUUACAAUUGAGAUUGCGCUAUAUGGCACCCACCGCAGAAAAUGUAAAACUCCUUGAAUCCCUGAGAUCAAACUUCAUUUUGGCACUUAUCACAAAUGGACCGAGUGCAGCUCAAUGGGAGAAGGUGAAUCGAUUGAAUCUAGCAAAAUACUUUGACUGUAUCUUAGUGUCUGGCGAUUUGCCGUGGGAGAAGCCCGAUGCCCGAAUUUAUCAUGCUGCCUGCAAUUUGUUGAGUGUUCAAGCACAUCAGUGCAUCAUGAUUGGGGACAAAUUAGAGACUGACAUUCAGGGUGGUAAAGAGGCAAAAUUGGGGGCAACCUUUUGGCUUCCCCUAACAAGUGCCGAACGUGCUGAACCACAAGUGGGCCUCAUGCCUGAUUUUACCAUCCACAAUCUGUCGGAUAUCCUGGCUGUUUUGCCGUGCGGGGGGAAGACGUGUGGACGCUUCCCAGCCUCAAGAAACCGAUGUUCUUCCAUUGGAACAACCGGAAGUGGUGCCAUGAGACGUGCCCGUGUGCCAUACAAUCGAAGAGUGGCAUCUCUACCAGAUUUGGACAAUUGCAACAGUAACAGUUCAGAUGGAAGCUGAUGCAGUAGUAAAAGGACAUCAUUCCUCAUAGAACUCUUCAUGACUAUGAAAAAAUUUCUAUUGAUAUAAGUUGACGUGCAAAUUAGAGUUCGUUAGUGUGAGUUGUGUUCUUCUUUUCUGAUAUUUAAUAAGUGUUUCUUUUUUGAGGUUUAGUUACAAAUAUAGGGAUUGAUUUUAAUUGAAAUUUUUUAACUGAAACCAAAGUGCAAAUUACUGAUUUUUAAAACUAAAAGUACCAGAAACAAAUGAUCUUCAUUUGAUAGAUUUUGACUAGGGAAUGUAGAUUUUUUUUUUAAAUAGAAAACUAGCUGAUGUUUCUUAGUUUAAAUAGUUUUUUUUGUUUUGUUUUGUACCACCUCUGUUGUAUUAAAACUCAAGUACAAAUUUCAGGAUAUAAUCUAAACUCAGAACUAGACUUUAUUAAAAAAAAGCAAGUAAAAUAUUUGCCUGACGGAAUGACAAAAUACUUCAAAUUUUGUGAUGUUUCUUCAGUCUGAUUUAGUAGUGUUGUAAAGAGAAUGAAACAACUAGAAUUUAGAGAGAGUAUUUUUUUUAAGGAAUACACAUAAAUAUCAACCAAUAAAAUAACAUAGGGUGCUAGUUGUGAGAUAAUAUCAAUGAAAAAAAGUUGAAAAAAUGAAUCUUAUUGUGUAAAUAUUUUAUAAAUAAUUUGUCUCUAUCGAGUGAUUUGCUAUUUUGUGUAGAAGAUCUUGCAUUAUUUUCAAUUAAAUGCAAUUGAUAUCGAUGUGACUAAAUACCUGAGAAGGAAAAAAUAAAACAAAACCUCAAAUUGUGGAUCGAAUGGCAAAAAAUUUAUAAGAAAAAUAGAAAAAAGUGUAAUAUAGCUUAAAAAUAAAGUAAUGAACAAUUUGCAAA
Molecule: messenger RNA, 1932 nt
Organism: Phlebotomus papatasi
Lineage: Eukaryota; Metazoa; Arthropoda; Insecta; Diptera; Psychodidae
Product: N-acylneuraminate-9-phosphatase
Exons: 3
Coding region: 151-1056 (301 amino acids)
Molecular function (GO): hydrolase activity
Source: RefSeq, a predicted model, not a curated record